This is a messenger RNA of Trematomus bernacchii (emerald rockcod), 1145 nucleotides long. RefSeq names its product signal peptidase complex subunit 2 (gene spcs2). Gene Ontology annotation, cellular component: signal peptidase complex; membrane. NCBI's taxonomy places the organism in Eukaryota, Metazoa, Chordata, Actinopteri, Perciformes, Nototheniidae. The coding region runs from base 2 to 649 and encodes 215 amino acids. The transcript has 5 exons. The record is from RefSeq and is a predicted model, not a curated record. Gene Ontology annotation, biological process: protein targeting to ER.
GAUGCCGGUUUUUUUUUUUUUACCGGAAGAGAAGAAAAUGGCUGCAGCUGCGAGGAACGGAAAGAGCGGACUUCUGGAAAAAUGGAGGAUCGAUGAGAAGCCGGUGAAGAUCGACAAAUGGGACGGAGCGGCCAUGAAAAACUCUCUGGACGACGCCGCCAAGAAGGUGCUGCUGGAGAAGUUCUGUUACUUGGAGCACUUUGGUCUGGUGGACGGCCGGCUGCUCGUCUGCACCGUCUCGUGUCUCUUCGCUGUCCUGGCCUUAGUGUGGGAUUUCCUGCAUCCUUUCCCCGAGUCCAGACCCGUCCUCGCCUGCUGCGUCAUCUCGUACUUCAUCAUGAUGGCGGUGCUGACGCUGUACACGUCGUACCGGGAGAAGAACAUCUUCCUGGUGGCUCAGCAGAAAGACCCGGCUGGCAUGGACCCGGAUCACAGCUGGACGCUCUGCUCCUCCCUCAAACGGUUUGACGACCAGUACUCGCUCAGAGUUUCUUUCACUGACGGGAAAACCAAGAAGACUCGCGACGCCGAGUUCACCGAGUCCGUGUCGGCGUUUUUCGACGAAGAAGGGACGCUCGACAUGGACCCGUUCGAGAAAAGUGUUUCCAAGCUUCACGACGCUCUGGGCGCCGACAAGAAGAGCAAGUAAUACUCCAGAUAAUACUUCAGAUAAUACUCCAACAAGUACUCGGUGGUUUCUGAGGCUUCAGGAGAUCAUCGGUGUUUCGUCCCGAGUUUAAACGUUUUUUUCAAACAGGAAACACUUAUUUUUCGGCUAUUAAGACUAAAUAUUCGUGUUGCGUUCAAAGACGUCCUCUGUGCAGUUUGUGAGGGACAUUUCUGUGACGCUUCAUAAACCAAAUGAUUGUCAAUGAUUUAACAAAAUAAAGUGCAGUUUGCAGCCUGAGAUCAUCAACAGCUGGUCGUCAGUAUUUCAUCCCAUAAUAACAUUUCAGCUCCACACUUCCUGUUUACAAGACCAAAAGAAAACAACAACAACAGAGCAGUCUGAAUAAGACAACAGGAAGUGGUGCGAAUGUCGACCAAAUUGAAAUUUUGAAUGUUUAUUUUGUAUUAUUUCCUAUUUCUCUGUAACGUCUGAAACAAGCGUGUGAACUCAUUAAAGAUGGAGAAUGUUACCGACA